AUGGGAACUAGGAUCCAUGGCCCGAUCCGGAGAUCCAGACCGCUGCAUCGUAAAGUUUUCCUCGCUUUUUUUUUUCAACCAAGUGCAGAUGGUGCGAGCAAAGCCUACAAGCACAGGGUUUCGACAUGGCCUUUCCAGCAUGCAGAAGUUUGGUCUCGGUUCAGUACUCCACACUCGCUUCGCAAACCCUUUGAUCGUUGCAGGUCGGCGAUUCUACAUAGCUAUAGGAAGACAAAUCAGGUGACAUGCGAGCCCAAUGGACGUAUAGCGACGGGCCUACGGAAGCUGAAUAUUGCACCGGAAAAUCGGCACAUCCCAUACGAAGCUUCGCUCAACUCCAACACUAGCUGA
This is a messenger RNA of Periconia digitata, 351 nucleotides long. The record is from the annotation of a GenBank genome assembly. Lineage: Eukaryota; Fungi; Ascomycota; Dothideomycetes; Pleosporales; Periconiaceae.